UUUUUGAAAUGCCUAUUACCGUUGAGUUUAAUUUUGUAAAUAUAAAAGCUUUACGGUAAAAUUUACUUAAAAUUUUAAUAUUAUUGCAGUACGUUUCUAAGGUGUGUCCGGUUUUUCAUAUCAAAUGUAAAAUUGAAGUAAAAUGGUGCUUCAAAACAUUAUAACGUCGACCCCACUAAACACCAGGAAAAGCCUUGGCGGGAGUUUAAUUAGGCGACGAAGUCUUAAUCCUCAUAGUAGAAUUAGUGAUGUCCGUUAUCAGGAAAGCAAUGAUGAUGACGCGGAAAGGUCGUCUUUGGUGGCUUCAGAGAAAGCAGUGGCACCAUCUACUCCUCAAGGAUCACCUAGAAGGACUAGAGAAACUAUGACAUCAUCCCCUAUGAAAGAACAUUUUCAAGGCUGUCUCAAAUUAUAUGCAGAGAAUAAAAUCAAUAAAGACAAUGCAUGGAAUCUUCAAUUGAUUGAUUUUAUGACAACUAUGUUGCACCGGCAUGAUUCAAGGAUGGAUAACUUUCAAACAGCUUCCACAUUGGUUGAUGCAUCUUCCAGAAUUUACUCAUUCAGAGUGGAUGCUGUCCACUAUGAUGCUUUGAAAGUAGCUGGAGGCUUAAGUAAAGCGGCACAGAGUAAGCGAGGUAAGAAAGAUGACAUGGAAACGCAAGAGGAGGGCAUGGAAGAUGGAAAUGCAGCUGCACCUAAGAAAAAGAAGAAAAAAUCUAAAGGUGUUAUUGUGGCCAACCCUGAAAUGUUAAAUGGAGAUUUCGAGGCAAAUGAUUGUGUUGAUCCAUUCUUCGAAAGAUUGGCGGCUACUAGUGGUGAUGUGACAUCCUCAAAUAGAGCAUUCAAUGCAACUUUACCUGUUCAUGAUCGCACGCUGGCGUUGAUGUUGAGAACGGAUUUACCAUUUUUAAAAUCUGAUAAAGAAAACAUUCCCAGUAAUGUGAACUGGAACGAGAAAUAUAGAAUACCCAAGAAGUUACUCCCACCCUGGAGAAAGGAGGAUCAUAUUUGCGAACCGUUCGCCGGAUUUUCUAUGAAUAAUUGGGAUCCAGAUACCGAAGAUACCGAAACUCGGGUUAAUAACUGGGUGGAAGACAAUAGGUUGAACCUAUCCCAACAAGCGCUGGCAAUUGAUGUUAAUGCAGAGGUGGAGCCCAUACCGAUGGAUGAACCGAAUAACGAUCUGUUAGAGGACGAGCCCCUCGGCGGCCUCGAGAGCGAAGAGGAAGCGGAUGUAGCUGUUGCAGCGUGUGUCGCGCGACUUCCGCCGACGAGUGUCGCGCGUCUCACGGAUAUGAGGCCAACGUUGCCUCACCACUCCAGGCUGGAGUACUCCUACUGUGCCAUACGGACGGCCUGGGCUGGGCCAUCGCAUUGGAGGCUGAAGACCAAUAGAGCAUCAAAACCGGACCGCACCCACUCAAUAGCCGCUCGGGUUACGGUGGAAAACAAGAAGGCGCGGACAAAACGACAGCUCGACUUCAUGGGAGCGGGUCUCGCGUUCGAUUCCACUGAGAAACCGGCCGAGGAAUAUGAACCGGCUCAACCUGCGAAGAUAGCCAUCAGCAGGAAGACAUUAGCGACUGGGCAUACGUGGAACGAAGCCAAUUUUAAGACUCCUGUAGAUCGAGGCCUCGACGAGACCCACUUCCUGAAGCUGUGCCUCCGUAGGAACGUGAUGCUGUUAAACAAGCGUCACGUGGAGCAAAGCAAAGCGCAGGAGCCCCUCACGGUGGAGCAACGCGAUUAUGACUACGACAACGAGAACGACGCCUCGUACUGCACUCAGGCUGUGCCCGAAACCAAUGAAUGGGGAAACGAAGAUGGCUUAGCGGCGGGCAGUCCUCACGCGCAGGCUCCCUUCGAGGACAAUGGGGAACUUGGGGAAAUGCUCGAACCACCCAUGAAGAUACCAAAAAUCUUCAUACCCUACGCAAUGAGAGCGAAAAAAGUCGACAUGAAACAAUUAAAACACUGUACGUGGAAAAUGCUGACGCAUCAAACGCCGACCGGCGAAAAGGAAGAUGUCUCCGAAACUACCUUCUUCUCCCUAUAUUCGAAACUACCCGCAAAAUUAUCAAACAAUAUGCGCGAAUCUCUCAGCGUACCGCUUGCAUUAUUAUCAGUACUACAUUUGGCGAAUGAAAAGGGACUAGUGUUAGAAAAAAGUGACGACAACAAAGACUUUAACAUCCUUGGCUUAAUACCGGAAAAAUAAUUUGAGGAUAGCGUUUUGCUGUUUUUAUUUCUGUUGACAGGUUAAAUAUCCAGAAAUAAUCUGGUAAUUUCCUUUCUAUUCGGUAUUGUCUUUGGUUUACUCGAGUACUACACUUUAAUAAAGUAUUGUUUGUCGGAUAUAAACGCGAAUUAAGUUUUCAAAGUUGCGUGUAUAUCCGUUUAAGAAAUUACAUACAAUCCAUCGACUCGUACCAUGAAUAUGCUAUACGCGUAUGUCCGAUACGUAAACAAACACACUACUUAUACUCACUAGAAUUUAAUAUUAGUAUAGAUUAAGAUUAAAACAAUAUACAACGUUAUCCUUUUCUAUACAAAAAUAAUAAACAAAUUCAUGGUAUGUGUUGUGGGUAGUCCUUAAAACAAUCCGUGUGUUACCGUCUUUUUUCUCAAAAUGUAUAAAGCUGAGAUUAGAUUAGAGCCGUUAGAUCAGAAGUUAGUUUUUAUUGAUUAAAAGUUUUGUAAUUGCUGUAUUUUUUUUAGUUUAAUGUACCAGGUGUAGUA
This is a messenger RNA of Pieris brassicae (large cabbage white), 2739 nucleotides long. It is a transcript of the gene barr, whose product is annotated as condensin complex subunit 2. NCBI's taxonomy places the organism in Eukaryota, Metazoa, Arthropoda, Insecta, Lepidoptera, Pieridae. Gene Ontology annotation, molecular function: chromatin binding. Gene Ontology annotation, biological process: mitotic chromosome condensation. The record is from RefSeq and is a predicted model, not a curated record. The transcript is spliced from 12 exons. Gene Ontology annotation, cellular component: condensin complex. The coding region runs from base 143 to 2218 and encodes 691 amino acids.